AUCUCUUGCGUUCUGGACUCCUUAUCCUCAUCCAUGUUUCCUUCUCUCUCGCUCAUCCUCUCUCAUCGCAACGACAGCGAGCGCGCGCUGGCCCUCCUUCCCGUACCCGCACGCUCACCAGGAGGACCCCCUUGAGGACCGCGAGGGGGAGCGCCUCGCUGCUGCGGGCUGCCCGUCGUAGUAGGGGACCUCACCGACGGCGAGACGCCAACAAGGACAACGCGCGCUUCAACGGCACAGGCUUCUUUCCUCUGAGAUUAAUAAAGGAUAAGGAGGCCCACCCGUCAGCGACUGCUCUCCGCAGCCGCAGCCGCACCCGCUCCCGCACCCGCAACGGCCAUGGCCUUCGCCGCCGUCCUCGGCGCCCGCCCCCUCGCGGUGCCCGCCCCGCUAUCCACCUCCACGCCGCCGCCAUUCUUCGCCACUUCGGCCUACGCCUGUGUCCCGCGCCUCACAGCAGCAGCAGCAGCAGCACGCGCCGUACGGUACCGACGACGGGGCAGGCGGAGCCGCGCGGCCGCGGCGAUUACCGCGUCGCUCGACCUCACCGAGGACAACGUCCGGCUGGCCCUAGACGAAGCCAAAUCCGAGCUGGGGCAGCUGUUCGACACGUCGGUGGGCAUCACAGGGCAAGUUGAUCUCGCGGAGUUGGACGGGCCGUUCGUGAAGCUCCGGCUCAAGGGCAAGUUCUGGCACACCCGCGCCACCGUGGUCGCGCGGAUCGGCAACUACCUCAAGAACCGCAUUCCGGAAAUCUUGGAGGUGGAGAUAGAAGAUGAGAAACAAUUGGAUGAUAGCCCCGCUGCUUUCUGAGGUAUCGAAUGAUCAGAAUUUAGAUCAACCUUGUGAUUCAACAGUAUGUGCCUAUUGAGGUUCAGGGAAAGGGAUCGACACGCUUUCAGUCUUCAGAAUUAGUCCUGGACUAGAAGUAUGAGUGCUACUUAGUGCACCACCUACACUGUUCAGGCAAAAUUCUUCUUGGAGGCUACAUUUCCUACACAACUAGUCUUGUACUACGUUACUCUGUUAAUGUCAAAACUAUGAAUCAUGAGCGCAUGAACUCUGCUUUCAAUCAUCACUGUGGCUCACAUGACAAGAACAUUCACCAUUCCUCAAAUCUGAAAACCUGAAUUUACUGAA
Messenger RNA from Sorghum bicolor (sorghum), 1140 nucleotides. RefSeq lists its product as uncharacterized. The record is from RefSeq and is a predicted model, not a curated record. The coding region runs from base 340 to 813 and encodes 157 amino acids. NCBI's taxonomy places the organism in Eukaryota, Viridiplantae, Streptophyta, Magnoliopsida, Poales, Poaceae. The transcript has 4 exons.